Messenger RNA from Dermacentor albipictus, 2016 nucleotides. RefSeq lists its product as uncharacterized. The record is from RefSeq and is a predicted model, not a curated record. Gene Ontology annotation, molecular function: protein binding. NCBI's taxonomy places the organism in Eukaryota, Metazoa, Arthropoda, Arachnida, Ixodida, Ixodidae.
AUAAAGCGUAACGUUUUGGGUUUUUCGACGCUUUGUUGCCAUCGUCUGCUGGCAACGCUGCUGGAUGUAAUCUCUGCAACUUUUGCAGCACAGCACGGGCCCGUUCCAAGUUGCCCGCAGUAGUGGCGAUAUAUUUAAAGUUCUUUGGUAGCUGCGGUGGCACGACACCGAGCUGUAGUUUGAUGUAAGAUGCACCAUGGCUCUUCAGACCCAGCGCUACACGUUGGUCGGCUUCUCCAAGGAACUGGACCGGAGAUCUUUGCAUUUCGUCGAACCGAUUCCGGCGAACAGAAUAUGCAAAGUGUGCAGCCUGGUGCCGAGAAUGACAGCUUUUCUGCCAUGUUUGCACGUAGUCUGCAAAACGUGCUACGAGCAGUGCCAGCUCAACGACGACAACUUCUGUCCGCUCGAUGGCAACAUGUUCAGAGAAGACGACGUCGACUGGAGAGAUUUUCCUGCAGACGUUCUGCUCAGACGACAGGUAAAAUGCUGGAAUGAAGAAGCUGGCUGCGAUGUGGUCAUGGCUGCCUCCAAGCUGUACGAGCAUUUCUUCCAAGAAUGCACCUACCAUACCACGUCUUGUCCAAAGUGCUUGGCUGUGAUUCCCUGCAAAGAUGUAUGCGCACAUAUCAGGAGCGACUGUACCGAUUAUGCGGUGUCUCGCACGUCUAGAGGCCCGCAAGCUUCAUCCAGUGAUCCCGAAGCAAUGCUGAGAGCUUUGAACGCAAGCUUAGACGCGCGAGUCAUAGAAAUGAAAGACAGGCUAGAUGAAGUCCUUAGCGAGAGUAGCGCUCAAAGCGACCGACUAAGUGAGCUUUCACACUGUAUGAACACGAUCAAAGAAGCACUGUUACAACCAUCCGCUAGUGGAGCUUGCGCAGUGCAGAGUGGUGUUCUGGAAACGGCUGCUGGCAUUGCCUCUGUUGGAGCAGUUAAAGAAAUGUUGACGGCACAAAGUAACAGGCUCCGUGAACUUUCUGGAAGCAUAAGCAUUCUAGGUGACACUCUGAGCAGAGCCGUGGAAGAUACGAAAAGGACCAGUCUGGAGAAGUUGGAACAAAAUAAAAAUGAUCUGUGUAUGUUGCGAGCAGAUUUUAGUGAGCGCGUUGCAGAAAACACUGAAACUUUGGAGGAAAUUUUGCAGAGCCUGAGGGAGUUCAAGGAAAUUCUUCUCGUAAAAGACCCGAAGCUCGCAACAAACUUGACGACUUCUGAAACGUGCCCCACAAGUGGUGCUACUGUCACUGCACCUAGAGAGAUAGAGGAACAAAGGGAACAGCGAACACCACUCCAGCACAGACAACUCGCCCAAGACGGGGUCAACACUCAGCGUUGCGAACUCGUUGUGAAAGGGAUAAGAGGAAUUAAGCAAUGUGUAAACUUAGACGGAUUUUAUGAUUAUAGUGGUGAAAGGAUGUAUCUUUCAGGCUAUCACCUACUGGGAGGCGUGAAAUUUGUUAAAGAUGAUGAGUCUGUAACCGUGCACGCUCGCCUUAAGCUGCUCAAAGGCGUGAACGAUGACUUGCUCGAGUGGCCAUUCUAUCGGAGCUUGAAGCUGAGCGCCGUGCAUCCGUCGGACAGAGAAGAGCGCUAUUGUGUGUACCCUGCAUUUCGCAGUAUCACGCACUUUGGAAAGCCAGGACCAAUUGGCAACAAGGCCUUGUUUUUCAUAGAGCGCUCGUUAUGCUUGGAAGAUCUUGAGCGCGAUGGAUACGUGGUGAAUGACAAGCUUCACUUAGCGCUGGAGCUCGUUCCGCUUGUCGAGCAUAAUUGAGAGGAAUUUCAGGCCCUCUACAGGUCCCGGUGCAAUCUACGCUGCUGUCUGACAGCACUACUAAUUCCACUGACCAUCUGCCUUACCUGCGGCUGUGUUUCUUGUUCAGUGUUACUCCAUAUAAUAUUUUUGUACUGUUAUGCUGUAUUGUAUGCUGCAGUUAUAUUCUCCUAUGCACUGUUAACACCAUGCUUUCUUUAUCAUCCUAUGCCAUAUAAAUAAAACGUUUAAGAAAGAUGAAA